Messenger RNA from Psilocybe cubensis, 1353 nucleotides. RefSeq lists its product as uncharacterized. Gene Ontology annotation, molecular function: protein serine/threonine kinase activity; ATP binding. The record is from RefSeq and is a predicted model, not a curated record. The coding region runs from base 1 to 1353 and encodes 450 amino acids. The transcript is spliced from 6 exons. Gene Ontology annotation, biological process: protein phosphorylation. NCBI's taxonomy places the organism in Eukaryota, Fungi, Basidiomycota, Agaricomycetes, Agaricales, Agrocybaceae.
AUGGCUUUCUCAAGCACUCACAACAGAAAUCCCUUGGGGCGCAAUCAGCAUGGAUAUGUCUUAAAGGCUACCGACCCUGUUCUUCAAGAGGCAUUGUACGAAUAUCAUCGACAACUAAUUACCAACGACAAGUUGAUUUCGGAAUUGCUCAUGGCUGACCACAACAUCAAUAUGAAACCGCGAACAGUUCAAAAACGACGCAUGGAACUAGGACUGCAGUCUAGUCGGAAAACCUUGAAGUUAAUUGAUUCUAAUGAAGCCGAACAACUUGUCAUUGACCAAAUGGACCUCGAUCCUGCCAAAAAUAUGGGUCCUCGUAAAAUUCGUCACAAGAUUUCGAUGAAAACAGGAAUACACCUCCCCCGUGAUUAUGUUGCUGACACCAUGCGGAUUCACGAUAGCAAAGGCUUUGAAAAGCGCCACCCCAAAGCUAAACUUAUCCAUCGCGCAACCAAAGUCAACAUUGGAAAUGACAUAUUCGAUAAUCCUGGUCUUCCGGCUAGUAGCGCCUCUCAGUCAUCGACAAAUUACCACAACUCCACACCAUUACCGACCUCAGAGUCUGUGCGUUCAUCAGCACCUCGUCAACUAAGAAGUAUGGCAUUUCGGACACACCCGUGGUCUAGAAAUGAUGUUAAAAUGGACAACUAUAAAUUCACCCGCUUCAACGCAGUUUAUCAAGCAGACGGAAAUGUUACUAUUGACGCGGGCUUCACUGCAAACUUAGACACCAUUGAAAUAACAAACGACUGGGGUAGAGGUCAAACACUGUGGAAAAAAUCCGACCCUCAGCAUUUUAAAUGUGGCUUCCUUGGGUGUGGGUCAACAAAACAUGCAAUUUAUGCACGGUAUCAGGGAAAAGAAUAUGCCCUUGUCCAACCAUAUGACAACCAAAUGGAGCCGUCAGAAGCCCGCCGAAUUCUGAAAGCUGAAUUGCAGCUUCUCGCGCAAUGCGACGGGAUCAAAAAAGUGUUCGACCAAUAUGUUGAAGAGUCCGAAAACGUCUGUAGAAGGUUCCGAGCAAGCAUUGGUAGCUUUUACUUCAAUUUUGAAGGUUCUUUCUAUGGCGAACUUGAACCUCUGUCUGCUUCGGGAAAGAAGAGCUUGCCGCAUAUUGCCUUUCUUGCAACCCCUAUGCUUCCAUCUGGACGAUACGACGAACCAAUUAAGAAAUUUACUGGAAGCGACAAGAUAGGGCCGGCAUAUGACAUGAUGACAAAAACAAUUCACGCUUACGUCCAUUUUGCAUUCAUUUAUACACGAGGAUCAAUUCUCUUUUGCAAUAUGCAGGGCACUAAAGACCGCAAUGGCCGCAUGUGCUUGAUUAACCCACAUGCACACACGUACGUUUGA